Molecule: messenger RNA, 930 nt
Organism: Oncorhynchus mykiss (rainbow trout)
Lineage: Eukaryota; Metazoa; Chordata; Actinopteri; Salmoniformes; Salmonidae
Source: RefSeq, a predicted model, not a curated record
AUGGACUCCUCCAGCAACUCUAGCUUGGACUCCACCUCCCCGGAUUCGGGCCGCCUGAUUUCGAGCACCGUCCUGGGGCUGUGCUGUGCGCUGGGCCUCCCUGGUAACAUAGCUGUCCUGGUGGUCAUCCUGCGCCGCACGUCCCGACGCCCCAACUUCACCCUGUGCCUCAUGCUGAACCUGGCUUCCUCUGACAUCCUGUGCCUGGCCACGGUGCCCGUGUGGAUCUAUACUCUCCAGCAAGGCUGGACUCUGGGCCGUGCUGCAUGCAAGAUAGCCACCUUCCUGCUCUACCUCAGCCUGAAUGCUAACGUGCUAACGGUUACUCUACUCGGUGUCCAGCGCUACCUCCAGGUCCUCUACCCGCAGAUGUGGAACAGGCUGGGGCGCAAGGGGGAGGCGGUGCUGCUCCUGGCCCUGUGGGGGCUCGCCUGUGCCCUGACUGCCCCCGCAGUUGCCACUCGCGAUGUGCGCGAUGGCGAGCUCAAGUGCCAGCGACACACGGGCUCCGAUGCUGAAAGAGUUGCUGUCCUCGUCUUGGAGACCCUUUUAGGGUUUGUGAUUCCGUUCUCUGUGCUGGUCACGUCCUACUGCCGCCUCCACCGGCGGGUGAACCAGACGGCACUGUUCAGCAGUGCCAAGAUGACGCGGCUGGUCACCAGUGUGGUGGUCGCCUUCUUCAUCCUCUGGAUCCCUGUGCACAUUGUCAAUGUGGUGGACAUCGCCGGCAUUGUGCUGCAGACUUCCUGGCCAGAGGCAUCGGCAGCGCUGCUGAGACACAGAAGCACGGCAGCGCGUGUCGUCCGGAGCUUUACGUUUUUUAACAGCUGCCUGGACCCCUUCCUGUACGCCUUCGCCUCGCGGAGGAUCCGUGAGCAGCCCAAGUCGGCGUCGAGGAGCGAAAGCAGGAUGCAGGUCACAAAUAUCUGA